Ruditapes philippinarum (Manila clam) is the source of this 1588-nucleotide messenger RNA. RefSeq names its product diisopropyl-fluorophosphatase-like. The record is from RefSeq and is a predicted model, not a curated record. Lineage: Eukaryota; Metazoa; Mollusca; Bivalvia; Venerida; Veneridae. Bases 39 to 971 code for a protein of 310 amino acids. The transcript has 5 exons.
AUUACGACAUUAGUACGACUACUUUGAGACUUGUAAACAUGUCAAACGCGGAAGUAAUCGAGCCCAACUUUGUCAAAAUUGUAGAUAAUCUGCCAGGUGCUGAAGGACCUGUGUUUGACAGACAUGGAGAGUUUUUUAUGGUUGCACCAGAAAGGGAAGAUGAAGAUAAAAAACCAGCUGGAGAUGUCUUGAAAAUAAAUUUAGAAAGCGGAAAGGUAGAUGUUGUAUGCUCGCCAAAGGAUGGAGACAAUGGUGGUAUACCUGCUGGAUGUCAGUGUGACCUUGAUAACAACAUCUGGAUUGCUGAUAUGAGACUUGGCAUUCUCAAGAUGGAAACAUCAGGAAAAUACCAGCAGAUGUUUAGACAAGACAGUUCAAAUCGUACAAUGCAAGGUUGUAAUGACUGCGCAUUUGAUUAUGAUGGUAAUUUAUGGGUGACGGCUCCAGCUGGAGAGAUAGCACCUGCAGAGUACAAACGAUCUUUUGAGGAAGGUUUUGGUUCUGUGUAUUGUCUUACCAAAGAUAAGAAGCUUGUGAGAAUAGAUGGUAAUUUAAGGUUUCCUAAUGGAAUAGCUGUCCUACAUACAGAUGAUGGUAGGCCCAGUAAAUUAAUUGUUGCCGAGACACCUACCAAGUUACUGUGGCAAUAUGAUAUUAAAGGUGCUGGGGAAGUUGGCGAGAGAUCAGUUUGGGGAAAACUUCCAGGGGAUCAUGAAGGAGGACCAGAUGGUAUGGACUUUGAUGAACACAACAAUCUUAUUGUAGCUAAUUGGGGUGGCAGCCAUCUUGAAGUGUUUUCCCCAGGUGGGGGAGACCCUGUUACCAGAAUCAAAUGCCCAUUCCGUAAUCCUAGUAAUGUUCAUUUUAAACCAGGUACCAGUACAGUGUUUGUGACUGAACACCAAUUUCAUGGGCUUUGGAAAUUUGAAUGGAAAAAUAAGGGCAAGAAACAAUACUGUGAAACCAAAUAAUGGAAAUACGAACAUACGUACAAGGCUUCAUAUUCUAGUCUAGGUUGUGAUUUUUCUGUGAUUAAAUUUAUAGAUAAUUUUUAAAGUGAUUUAUUAACAAAUUUUGUUACUUACAUAUUUAUAGUAUUUUCCUCAAAGGAAUGAAAUAAAACUUGUUUAUUUUUACUUAUAUACAUGUAAAAAGAGCUGGUCCUAGCACCUUAAACUAAUUUAAAAUGUUUAAUUACUAGAUUAUUUGAGCAGGGACAAACAUUUGGAUUGUUGCCGAUGCUUUUUUGAUAGCCUUUGCAAGUUUUGACUACAACAAAUCACCUCCAGUUAACAGUGUAAGAAUACAAGAAGCAAGAAUGAAAUUGGAAUGUAAUUAAAAAGUCCCAAUUUUGUUAAUUCAUCUUGUAUUAGAUAAAAAUAAAAAAUAGAUUUUAGUAACUGGUUAUAUCUGAAUAUGUGAAUAAAUUACUUAGUGCUAGGGUAUAUCAAAAUCUUUCUGGUAUUCAUGACAAAAUCUAUACACAAACCUUGUUUUUAGAGGUCAUUUGUCUUAGCAGUACAUGUACUCGUAUAUGGAAACACCUAUAUGUAACAAGUAAAUGCAAGUUAAGAUUGUUUUUGUUUUG